UGCACAGCUCAGUUGAAUGGUGUUCUGUGUGAAUGUGUUAAGUGUAAAAAGGUAUUUGACUCUGAGGUUCUGCCAAAUAAUGCAGGUUUCCAUCUAGAAUAUUUUAAAUUUGCACUCUGUACCCGAAAAGACAAAAACAAUUUAGUUGAACAUCUAAGGAAACCACCAGACAAUAAGAAAAGGCACCAGUGUAAUACAUGUGACAAAUCAUUUUGCAGUGUCUUUUGGUUAAAUAAUCAUGUUUCAAAAGUACAUUCAAUAGAAAAGCCAGGUAAAACAGAGAUUUGUACAAUCUGUGAAACAGGUUUUGUAAGCAAACAUGGCUUAUCAUGCCACAUUCGUCAAGUGCAUUAUAAAUUGAAAUACCAUCCCCUUGUUCAAUGUAAACUUUGUAACAAGUCAUUUUCAGAUAAAAGGGGUCUUAAACGACAUACUUCUCGGGUGCAUGAUAAAAAAGAAUACCAAUGUGGAGAAUGUAACAGGGACUUUGGUACUAAAUUUGACUUGGUGCAUCAUAUUGAAAAACAACAUUUGCCUCAAGAAGAAGAAUAUAAAUGUGCAGAUUGUGGCAGAGUGUUUAAUUUUAAACAGAAGUUGGUACGACAUCUUAGAAUGCAUCACUCAGGUAAAAAUCACGGCUACAAUUUAGUUGAACAUCUAAGGAAACCACAUGACAAUAAGAAAAGGCACCAGUGUAAUACAUGUGACAAAUUAUUUAGCAGUGUCUUUAGGUUAAAUGCUCAUGUUUCAAAUGUACAUUCAAUAGAAAAGCCAGAUAAAACAGAAAUUUGUACAAUCUGUGAAACAGGUUUUGUAAGCAAAGAUGGUUUAAAAUGCCACAUUCGUCAAGUGCAUUAUAAAUUAAAAUACCAUCCCCUUGUUCAAUGUAAACUUUGUAACAAAUCAUUUUCAGAUAAAAGGGGUCUUAAACGACAUACUUCUCGGGUGCAUGAUCAAAAAGAAUACCAAUGUGGAGAAUGUAACAGGGACUUUGGUACUAAAUUUGACUUGGUGCAUCAUAUCGAAAAACAACAUUUGCCUCAAGAAGAAGAAUAUAAAUGUGCAGAUUGUGGUAGAGUGUUUAAUUUUAAACAGAAUUUAGUACAACAUCUUAGAAUGCACCACUCAGGUACAAAUCACGGCUGUGAAAUAUGUGGGAAAAUGUUCAAGACUAGAGCAAGAUUAGGAUUACAUUUCAAAAUACACUCUGAUGAUAAACCGUUCGUCUGUCACACUUGUGGCAAAGCAUUUAAAAGAGAUUGUAAUUUACUGCAGCAUGAGUAUACACAUGCAGUCAACAGACCUCAUGAAUGCAACAUUUGUGGAAUGACAUUUAAACUAAGAACCCAUGUCAAACAACACAUGGCUGUCCAUGGAAUCGCCAGGAAUCACAAGUGUGUUGUCUGUGAGAAAACUUUUGCUAGCAAAAAACAACUGAACACUCAUCUGUCAACUCAUGGAUUGUGAUGUAACAUCCCUUACACAGCU
This is a messenger RNA of Macrosteles quadrilineatus (aster leafhopper), 1488 nucleotides long. RefSeq names its product zinc finger protein 883-like. Bases 613 to 1467 code for a protein of 284 amino acids. Gene Ontology annotation, cellular component: nucleus. NCBI's taxonomy places the organism in Eukaryota, Metazoa, Arthropoda, Insecta, Hemiptera, Cicadellidae. The record is from RefSeq and is a predicted model, not a curated record. The transcript has a single exon.